This is a messenger RNA of Pseudocercospora fijiensis CIRAD86, 639 nucleotides long. RefSeq lists its product as uncharacterized. The transcript is spliced from 5 exons. The record is from RefSeq and is a predicted model, not a curated record. Bases 1 to 639 code for a protein of 212 amino acids. Lineage: Eukaryota; Fungi; Ascomycota; Dothideomycetes; Mycosphaerellales; Mycosphaerellaceae.
AUGCUCAAAUGGAAGCCUUACCUUUACGUAGUGGAUGGCUGCGUGCCAUUUCCAGCAGUUGACGAGGAUGAUGUCGUGGUCUGGCUUUCUGAUGCCACCGAGGACGCCACACUUCUUGGAGUAGCUGCAUCGUACCAUGGAGACUAUGUCACAUCCACGGCUCCCGACCUCAGUGGCGAUCAUCCAUUGAUCCGGUAUUAUACUGCCUAUCAGAUUCUUGACCAUUCUUUGGGAUUCACGAGCCCUGUCGGAGGCACACAGCCGCUCAUUGCUUGGGAUGAGCUUCCAAGUGUUGCCCAAAGUGCGCUUGCCAACAAAGAUUGGGACGGCCCGCCAUUCAGGUCACGGGCAGGAGGUGCUCCACCCGAGAUGUGGCAAGACGUGAUUGCCUCUAGGCGUAGGAAGGCGGCCGCCAGCGCGUCAUUCGUGUCAGCGCACGACGGUUACACAGCCCAGGCACCGAAUGCAGCAGACCGUUAUGUGGACGAAGAUGCAACAGACACCUUUAGCAACCUCCAGUGCCAGAAUUUAGUGGUGUUCACCAGGGUAGUUGUCGGACAAGCGGCUAGCGCCUAUCUCGAGUCGGUAGUCGAUAUUAUCGUAGACGACGAGGCCGACGAGGCGUACGUAGGCGAUUAA